AAUUGAAUAUUCUUGCUCACUUUUCUUGGAAGCAAUCUUGUGUAUUCGUAUCGCGCACCUUCCUCUUUUUAAAAAUUCGAACUAAAAAGUUGAAGGAAAAAAUUUACUGUACUGUUCGAUAUGGUACGUACCGGUACGAGUACGACAGCUAGAAGAAACCAUGAACCAAAGGACCAUGUUAUCAUUGUUCAGCACAAGGAGCAGGGAUACAAUAGUACGUGCAGUACGGUUUCCAACCCGCUCAGUUGCUACUACUGGGUUACUCUUCUCGCGAUUGGCUUCAACUACGCACCGAGAUCACGAACAACACAAAUGUUGUUGCAACACCGUCAGCCCCAAGUGGAAGGAAGAAGCACAGCUACUAGAUUUGUAGUUUAUUUCCUUACGGCAUGCAGCGCCGGCCUGUUGUUCAAUAGCUGGCGGUUGGAAAGGUUUCGCAUCGAAUCAUUGGUUCGCAAUGCCGCUAGCAAAAUCUCGAGUAGUCGCGCUUUGCCGGAAGAAAAUCACAACCAAGACAUAGUUGGCGGUGAAGUGGGAGGUGGAAAUGGUUCAGAAUUGUAUGUUCCCUCAUUGGACUACCGAAUCAAAGGCAUUUCUCAAUAUAGUAGCAAACUUUCGAAAGAGAUCAACUUUGAUGCACACGUGUAUUGCAAAGAAUUCGAAAAUGAUCUUAUUUGGGAAUGGUGGCAACCAUCGAAAGAGAACGCGAAGCCAGAACAGAUCCGACACCUCCGGAAGGAAGACAAAAAACACGUCGAAAAGACGACCAAAAAGCGUAACACUCGAAAGCGACUACUUAUAGGGGUUUCAGGUGGAUACGACAAGUAUUCGAAGUUGCUGGAACGCGCAGUGUGGAGCGCUCGUGUUUAUGCAGCUUUGUGGUCGGGAGGUUCAAGCAAAAAAAAUAAUAGUGACAUUGUGAGGGAUACAGAUGUUACUGUGGUGACGCUGCAGGGAACAGCAUUUUCUCCACACGGAUGCAAAGCUCCCUCAGCGCACUCGAGCAUUAACAAAAUACGACUUCUGUUCGAAGCAAUUGACGCUGGAAAUCAAUAUGACCAAAUGCUGUUGUUGGACCCCGAUACGAUGAUUUACGACAUGGAAACGGACCUGACCACACUAAUUGGCGACAAAGAAGACUUCGUGGUUGCAGGACCUGCGAUUCUAACAGAAGAGGGAAAAAAAGACAAGUACAUGCCAUGGAAAAUCACUUCGGGAAUUACGUUGUGGAACUUAGAGCACCCUUCGACAAAGGCCGUGGCCUUGGAUUGGUUUCGUUAUGCCAAAAAUGCGAUCAUCCGGGAAACGUAUCAAAGCGAUCAAAAAUACCUGCUCAAGGCAUUAAAAAAUUACUACAAUACCAACAGCAAAGGUGUUGUAGCCAGGAGCAGCGACAGGGAGGGCAUUGUGAAGUCAUUGAUGAACCACCAAUUUGAUGACGGCAUUGGGGGGAGAUUUGUCAAGCAAUUUCGAGUUCAGAAGAAGGCCAAAAAUCCUCACGACAAGCAAGUGGAGGCGCGAUUAGCACGGAUGGAAGAAACGGCUGGACUGAUCUGUGAGCACUAUCCAGAUGCCUGUGAUCGAGUGGGCAAACCACCCCGGUACGAAUCGUCCUAGAAGUCCCCUUGCGGCUUGCGGAAGCACUGUCUCGUGUCAACACCAAUGCGGUGUUGGCUCGUACGACCCAUGGCAGGUAUACAAAACCUGCUGCAAAUCAUGCCCCGACGUGAACCGAGAAAGGUAUCCACGUGCUUCCUAGUGUAUCUAGAGCACUUUAGAUCACGUCAUAUCAGGCAAGAGCAUUAGAUUUCUCGAGAAUGUUUCCCCGGCAACCAAAUGCGACCGAAAGCAAUCCACCUAUUUCAAUGGUUGGUUCAAUUUACAUUCUGCUUAAAAUUACCCCGAAACUCUGCAGUCGAGUGGCUAUCAAUUUUUGCUUACGAGAAAGCUCUACUUCUAACAGAAAUCCAGUGCAUGGGUUCGAUCAAUACAAAAUUUGUAGGCAAACCUCGCCUUUCUUGUGCUAUUAGUUGUAAAGAAAUUAAAACAUAUACAAUUUG
This is a messenger RNA of Pseudo-nitzschia multistriata, 2060 nucleotides long. NCBI's taxonomy places the organism in Eukaryota, Bacillariophyta, Bacillariophyceae, Bacillariales, Bacillariaceae. The record is from the annotation of a GenBank genome assembly.